AUGGCGGUGGGAGGCUGCUGGGUCGCGGCCGGCUGCUUGGAGGAGCAGGAUUACGGCGUGUCCGGAGUUGUGCCAGGCCAGAGUGCCGCCGGCCCCGCGGCUCCUGCCGGCCUGCAUGGCUGGGCUGUGGGUGAGGGAUUGGCUCUGGCUGGAGCUGGCGUUGGCACUGUGCCCUGUGUGCCCUCCCCUGGUGCUGACGGGCGUCUCUCUGCAGGGAUCCGCUCCUGGGACAUCGAUGUGGCUGCCUGCAACCUCGACGAGCAGCUGAAGCUCUUUGUGUCCCGCCACUCGGCCACCUUCUCCAGCAUCGUGAAAGGGCAGCGGACCCUCCACCACCGGAGCGAUGUCCUGGAGACCCUGGUGCUGCUCAACCCUUCGGACAAGUCCCUGUGUGACGAGCUGCGAAACCUGGUCACGGACGUGUCCCAGCACAAGCUGCUGGUGUUCGCGGGCCCCUGUGUGGAGGACACCGGGGAGCUGAUGCUGCAGACAGGCUGCUUCUCUCUGCAGGAUUUCAUCCAGAUCUUCGCUGAUAAAGAGGUGGGGGAGAUCCUGAGCUCAGCCGACCCCUCCGCCAAAGCCCGCCUGACCAUCAGCUGCCCGGACUUCGGGGAGUGGCAGGACUCGGGCCUGGAGCAGCACAACCUGCAGGACUUCAUCGAGCUGCGGUUCAACCCUGGCUGCGUGCUGCCUGCCAUGGAGGGCUUGCAGGAGUUUGUGGAGUACCUCUCUGAGUCGCUGGAGCCCCCGUCCCCCUUUGACCUGCUGGAGCCCCCCACCAUGGUGGGCUUCCUCAAGCUCUCCAAGCCCUGCUGCUACAUCUUCCCCGGCGGGCGAGGCGACUCGGCCUUCUUCGCCGUCAACGGCUUCAACGUGCUGGUCAACGGCGGAUCCAACCCCAAGUCGUCCUUCUGGAAGCUGGUGCGGCACCUGGACCGCGUGGACGCCAUCCUGGUGACCCACGUGGGCACUGACAGCUUGCCCGGCGUCAACAGCCUGCUGCAGCGCAAGUUGGCCGAGCUGGAAGAGGACCCGCUGCAAGGCGCGCAGGCCGGCGAGGACUGGGUGAGGAACCUCAUCUCCCCCGAGCUCGGCGUCGUCUUCCUCAACGCCUCUGAGAAGCUGAAGGAGGCGGAGGGCGACUCCCGGGUGCUGAAGAGCAGCGACGAGGCCAGCCUGGCCCUGCGCUCCCUGGAGCGGCUGGGCAUCCGGCCUCACCCGCUGUGGCGGGACGGCGGCCCCAGGGUGGAGCCCACCGUGCUGUUCCAGAAGAUGGGGGUGGGACGGCUGGACAUGUACGUGCUGAACCCUGCCAAGGGCAGCAAGGAGCUGGAGUUCCUGCUGCAGCACUGGUCCGGCAGCGGCUGCACCAGGGAGCAGGAGCUGCCCCUGCAGUGCCUGGCCUCCGUCUGCGUGCUGCUGGCGUGGCACCCGGCCAGCCCCGCUGAGAAGAUCAUCCGGGUGCUGUUCCCCGGCUGCGCCCCCCAGAGCCGCAUCCUGGAGGGGCUGGAGAAGGUGAAGCACCUGGAGUUCCUCAAGCGCCCAGUGGUCACCAAGAACGACCUGAAGGCCGCAGGCCAGCCCGAGCGGCCGCUCAAGCAGAAGCGGGCCGAGAGCAAGGAGAGCCUCAAAUCGGCCUCCAGGCUGAGCCUCGUGGAGGCCGGCGCCCCCAAGGAGAGGACCCUCAAGGCCGAGAAGAAAGAGGCGAAGCCGGGGACCAAGGACAAGGCCAAGGGGCCGGGUGAGGCGGCCAAGCCCGGGCCGGAGGAGCCCAGGGCCAAGCUGGACACGUCCACCGAGAAGCUCAAGGUGGACGCGCGGCCCAAGCCGAGCAAAGAGAAGGCGGUGCCCAAAAAAGAACCGCCCACCCGCGACGCCCGGAAGGAGGAGAAGCGGCUCCCGAGGAAGGAGGACAGCGGCGCCGAGGCCAAGAAGGACACGAAGGGCCCGAAGAAGGAGCUGAAAGCAGAGCCACCGCGGAAGGACGCCAAGGAGAGCAAGGUGGAGGGGAAGGCAGCGCCCAAGCUGCCUGCCCGGAAGACCCCGGGGCCGGAGACCCGCAAGCUGGCGCCCAAGGUGGGCAGCCUCAAGAAGUCAACUCUCAAGAAGGAGCCGGACAAGCCCAAGGCCAAAGCGGGCAAGGAGGCCGGGGCGGAUGGUGGGAGGCUGCCUACGCCUGAGGAGGCCGGCGCCUUGGAGGGCUCCAAAUCCUCCAGCCCGGAGGCUGUGCCAGGGGAGGCAGGCGGUGGGGCUGCCCCCAGGGAGGAGUCGACAGAUGAGGGCAUCACCAUGGCGGAGAGCGAGCUGGAGCCGUCGCCCCUGGAGAAUGGGACCCCCGGGCACGGUGCCAGCGUGCAGGCGUGUGCCAGGCCAGGCUGCAUGGAGAACGGGCUGCCAGGCGAGGACAUGGACAGCCCCCAGCGCUUCCGGUACCUGGAGACCAGCCCGCUCAAGGGCAUCGGGCCCCCCUCGCCCCUGGCCAAGACGCCCAAGAGUGACCGCAGCGUCAACUUCGACGUGACGCCCACGGGGCUCCUCAACCACUGCCCCGACGGGGCCGAGGAGCCGUGCGGCAGCUCCGAGGAGAAGACCCUGGAGAUGAUGUCCCCGGCCAGCUCAGGCCCAGCCAGUGUGGGCCACACGCCCUUCCACCAGUCCCCUGUGGAGGACGUCCUGGCCGCGGGGGAGCCGGUGCCCGGCGCGCAGGACACGAGGCAGCUCGGCGCCUGGCGGGCAGACGCCGAGCCGGCACCGGGCAAGGGCGGGUUGUCGCUGCCGCUGCGGCCCUGCCAUCGUGCCCCGCGGGCCGAGGGCAAUGGGCACGGGCGCCGCUCAGACUCGCCCCACGACGUGGACUUGUGCCUGGUGUCGCCCUGCGAGUUCGAGCACCCCAAGUCGGAGCGCUCGGCCUCCCUCAACCUCAGCCCCCGGGACUUGUCCGACAGCGACCUCUCCCAGGAGCUGGCCAAGCCGUUGGCCCAGCGCUGUGGCCCGGCCUGCAGGCCGGGGGGCGACGAGACGCCCCCCACCUCGCUGAGUGAGUCGCUGCCCACUUUCUCCGACUCGGACGUGCCCCCGGCCACCGAGGACUGCGCCUGCGUCCUGGCCGAUGGCGGCCUGGAAUCGGAUGAGGAAGCUGUGCACCCCGCUAGGGCCCGGGACCCGCUCCCGGCCCCCAUGAAGGACCCCUGCCCCCUCCCCGCCCAGCCCGGGAUCUGCAUGGUGGACCCUGAGGCCCUGCCCGUGGACCAUGCCCGCUCGGGGAAGAAGGAGCCAGACGGCAAGCUGAAGAGGACUCCGUCCCGCCCGGGCUCGGCCCCCACGCCCCUGCGGGCCGCCCCCCCCAAGCACUCCACCCUCAAGGCCAAGGCCCCCGGGGGCUCCACGCGUGACAUAGGCGACAAGGCCCGGCCGCCCACCCUCGGCAGGGCCAACACCCUGGAGAAGGGGCUGCACGCCAGCGGGGACGUCCGAGCCCCCUUGUCCUCGACCCGGGGCGCUGGAGUCCGGCCUCUCUCAGGCGCCGGCCGGUCGUCCCCUGCAGGCUCCAAGCCGGCCUCGCCCCCUGGCCCCCCGGUCUACGUGGACCUGGCAUACGUGCCCGGCUCAUGGAGCGCACGGACCGUGGACGAGGAGUUCUUCCGGCGCGUGCGCUCCCUCUGCUAUGUCAUCAGCGGCGACGACCACGUCAAGGAGGGCGUCAUGCGCCCCAUCCUGGAUGCCCUUCUGGCGGGCAAGCAGCAGUGGGGCAGCGACGUCCAGGUGACCCUGAUCCCCACCUUCGACUCGCUGGUGAUGCACGAGUGGUACCAGGAGACCCACGAGCGCCAGCAGGAGCUGGGCAUCACAGUGCUGGGCAGCAACAGCACCGUGGCCAUGCAGGAUGAGACCUUCCCCGCCUGCAAGGUGGAGUUCUGAGGGCGCCGGCUGGGGUUAACCCGUUCCAGCCCAGCGCCGGAGGAGGGACUUGGGCGCCUGCUGGCCCCCCUGCAGGGGUUGGGACCUGACGCCCCUGCACUGGCAAAACACUCCUGAGCCUGGGGGGGAGGGGGGAGGAGCCCCUCCUGGACUAGAAAGGGUUACCUGGCAUGGUCAUGCCCCCCCGCACCGCCACUCACCACCUGGUUACUGCAUGCCCACAGCGAGAGCCGCACACAGUCCCCGCGCUGUCCCCUGUCCCAGGGGUGAUGGUGGGGGGGGAUCCUCUCUGCCCCC
This is a messenger RNA of Gavialis gangeticus (Gharial), 4215 nucleotides long. It is a transcript of the gene MAP1S, whose product is annotated as microtubule associated protein 1S. Gene Ontology annotation, molecular function: microtubule binding; actin binding. The record is from RefSeq and is a predicted model, not a curated record. Gene Ontology annotation, biological process: dendrite development; axonogenesis; regulation of microtubule depolymerization. Lineage: Eukaryota; Metazoa; Chordata; Crocodylia; Gavialidae. The coding region runs from base 1 to 3918 and encodes 1305 amino acids. Gene Ontology annotation, cellular component: synapse; dendrite; microtubule. The transcript is spliced from 8 exons.